This is a messenger RNA of Exophiala xenobiotica, 3451 nucleotides long. RefSeq lists its product as uncharacterized. Gene Ontology annotation, biological process: DNA-templated transcription. NCBI's taxonomy places the organism in Eukaryota, Fungi, Ascomycota, Eurotiomycetes, Chaetothyriales, Herpotrichiellaceae. The record is from RefSeq and is a predicted model, not a curated record. Gene Ontology annotation, molecular function: hydrolase activity, acting on carbon-nitrogen (but not peptide) bonds; DNA binding; zinc ion binding. The transcript has 8 exons. The coding region runs from base 1 to 3330 and encodes 1109 amino acids.
AUGGGUGCUGGAUAUAUCAUCAAGAAUGCCACCGUUGUCUCGGUCGACCCAAAUAUCGGCACUGUUCCCAAUGGCGAUGUUCUGAUAGAAGACGGGUUCAUCACAGCAGUUGGACGAGAUUUGGGACGACCCUCAUGGAACCCCACUGUCAUUGACGGCACGAACGCUAUCGUGUCUCCUGGGUUCAUCGACACUCAUCGACAUACCUGGCAAACCCAACUGAGGACGAUCGGCACCGAUUACGUUCUAUCGGACUAUAUAUUGAACCUGAGACAGAUUUACGGAGCGUCUUAUACUGUUCAGGAUGCAUACCUGGGCAACUACUGUGGCGCGCUGGACUCCAUUGACAAUGGAAUCACAUACUUGAUUGACCAUUCUCAUAUCAUCAACUCUCCCAGCCAUGCCGAUGCUGCUAUCAAAGGACUCCAAGACGCAAAGAUUCGAGCCACGUUCUGUUAUGCUAUGUAUCCGAACCCACAUUGGGAAGGGUCGUGUAUGGACAGAGAGCGGGAAGAGCAAACGCCGGACUGGAGAUUGCAUGAUACUAAACGCGUCUCUGAGAAGUUUUUCAAGUCCAGUCAGCCAGAUGAUCUUCUACGAAUGGGCUUCGCUCUAUCAGAGCCCGACCUGACGCCAAUUGACCGACUUGUCCAGGAAAUCAAGCAUGCAAGAUCGAUCGGGUGCAGUGUUAUCACUGGACAUUUCAACUUCGGUAAAUGGGAUCCGGGCAACUGCAUAGUCAGUCAGUUAGGGCAAAAGGGUGUACUCGGGCCAGACCUUCUACUCAGCCAUGGCAAUACCUUGCGUGACGAUGAGCUGAAAAUGAUCGCACUGCACGAAUGUGGGAUAUCCAGUACACCUGAUACUGAGCUCCAGAUGGGAAUGAGUCAUCCGGUGGCUUUCAAGGCAAAGGACCGCGGCUGCAACGCUUCUCUCGGCGUCGACGUCUGCUGCAGUGCCCCCGCAGACAUGUUUGCGCAAAUGCGGCUGUUGUUGCAGGCUCAACGGCAUCUUGAGCACGAAGCUGGAGAAGGCGCGCCUUUGAAGAUGUCGCGCAACUGCAGCGAAGUACUGGAAAUGGCUACAAUGGGUGGUGCCAGGGCUGUUGGACUGGAAAAAGUCAUCGGUAGUAUCACUCCUGGUAAACGAGCAGAUCUGCUCAUUACCAGAUGUGAUGCUCCUAGAUUGGUUCCGGUUCACGACCCUGUUGGCGCUCUUGUACUAUAUGCUAAUGGCUCGGACAUCGACACGGUAAUGAUUAACGGCGAGAUUGUCAAGUCUGGAGGGAAGUUGACCAACGUGGAUUGGCCUAAGAUCAGAGAGGAAUUGAGAGCAUCAGUCACAGCCAUUAUGGACAGGUCGAAAAAGGUCCCUAUGGAGGAGGUGGAGGCAACUCGGAAUGCCAUGGUGAAGGCCCUGGACGUUAUCAAUCAGCGCCCUCCAGAAGGGAGGCCUAUCGCUUCCACCAAGGUUGCAAGAGCUGUGAAUCGUCCAACCGCUUCUCCUGUCCUUUCACCGCGGCAUGAUUUUGAAGAGCGUUAUGUUGGGAUACCGAAAGCCUUGAUCUCGACACUAGUCGAGCUCUAUUUCGACAAUGUGUACAACGCCCAUCUCCUGCUUCACAGAAGCUCUUUCAUCCAGGCUGUUAUCUCGGGUACCGCCCGUCCCCAUGUCGUUCUCGGGGUAUGCGCCUGGGCAGCGGUAUUUUAUCGAGAUACAAAUGGUCAAGCUGCGCUGAAAGAUCACGGCUUUAUGGUCGAAUGGGCUGAACGCGCCAGUAAAUUGGUAUUUCAAGAGCUGCAUGAAUUCCACGAUGAUAGCAUUGUCACGCUCGUCAACCUGUCUAUUUUCUGGCACGGCCAAGGUUCAUGGAGGAUGGCAAUUCUUCACAAAGCAAGUGCCUGCAAUCUACUGUCUAUCAUAGGCAUCGGGACGGGAACCUGUCAACUGGACUCCCCAUGGGAGUCCGAGAUUCGUCGACGUCGCUCCUGGGCCAGCUACCUGCUGCACUGCCACAAUUCCGAGUCCCUAUCAAACUUCCCAGUCACUGGUAUGGAGAAGCUAGCACUUCCAUGGCCAGAAGCCGAUUUUGAAGCUGGCUACUUGAGGUCAUCUCAAGUCACGCUGGACUCCGCCCAGGGCAAUGGAGGUGUUUAUGCAGAAAUGAUCAAGAUUUUGACGCUUUGGUCUUCAGUGAUAACCUGCAUAAAGAUGACGGAGCCGAGCCUUGCCACGAAGCUGCCCGCGAUGUAUGCUCUCCACGAAAAGCUGUCUGACUGGUGGCGUAGAUUGCCGGCCGAGCUUCGUCUUACACCGGCCAAUAUCGCAGCAGUAUCUAAGAACAUGCUGACCAGGAUCCUACUGGUGAACGUUGUAUAUCAUCAAUCCCUUUGCGCUCUCCAUGCCUCUAUUGUUCCGCUGUUCUGCUGGGGCAAAGGUGAUGAAACCUGGUCCACAGCACGACAACUAUCUGCACAGCUGGCUUAUGAGCAUGCUUGCACAACGUCAGAGCUGCUUGACUCCGUACUAUCAACGGUUGAUAAAUUCAACGCAAUGCCGAGCUUCAUAGCGUAUGGAGCAUAUUGCGGCUGUGCGAUACAAAUCCCUUUCAUGUGGAGCUCGAGCCGGUCGGUGCGGGAGCGGGCCAAUGCAAAUGUCAAGGCCAACAUGAAGAUGAUUAAUAUGAUGGCGACGUAUUGGAAGUUCGCGGCGCUAUUGAAAAUCUACGUUCGAUGCUUGCAUGACGGACACAAAAAGCACCCGACGGUCCUCGAAGACGAGCCAAAAUACGCCGACCCCGGGAAGCUGACAAGCUUCAGAGUGAAUGCUCCGCAUGUGCAGGCCUCUAUCCUCGAGUUUAUCGGCAUUCUAUACUCGAAAGAAGACGGGUAUGCAAAGCCAGGAGAGGAGGCCGGUCCUGAAAUCGAGCAUGCUGGUACUGUAGGCGAGGAACCGCCCUCUCGAGGGUGGAUCUCAGAAGAUCACGAAGCAGCUCCCGUAGAAUACAACGAACCUCAGAUCACAAGUGAAAACCACUGGGCACAACCACAACCGACCGUCGCGUUCACGCCAGACUCUGAAGAACAAUGCCGGCCAAACCAGAUACAUCAGCAGCAGCAGCAGCAGGAGCGAGUCCAGACCUCCACGUCCACAUUACCAUACCAACCGCACGAUAUACUACCCGCUGAGGACCCUACCUUGGACAUAUUUCAACCUCUGCUCGAUCCGGAGAUGCUGGAGCUCUUCCCCAACGGCGAGCUACCAGACUUUUCAGCGUUUGACACGAUUCCAUUGGACUUGGACCACUUUGACUUUGGAGGGCUGGAAUGAUGCUCCCGGCUCUGCUGGCACAGGUGCUUGGCCGGGAAUCACAGACGCAAAUUAGACCGAGGGUUCCCGAGUCGGAGGGUAUGGCGCAAUACUGGAUGAUGACUUCGCCGGACGCAGACCG